AUGGAAGAAGAUGAUGGUGCAUUGUCGGAAAUCGAGCCAGAUUCAGUACCGAAUGAAGUGCGAGACUGGCUAGCAAUGACAUUCACCCGAUCAAUGUCCACAAUCAAGCGACGACCAUCCGACAAACCGAAAUUCAAGAGUGUGGCACAGGCUAUACGCGCAGGAAUUAUGACGAUUAAUGAGUGGACGUUUGAUGUGUUUUCUGUCAACGAAUUUACCAGUGGUCAAUGUUUACGUUAUGUGGGUUUCGAACUUAUGCAACGGUAUAAUCUUCCGAAUAAACUACAUAUUUCAAUAACUGCAUUACAAAAUUUUCUCGAACAAAUGGAAAGUGGUUACAGUAAAUACCGCAAUCCAUACCAUAAUCUCAUUCAUGCUGCUGAUGUUCUUCAAACGACUUAUCAGAUCAUCUACAAUUCCGGUCUUAUGAAUUGGCUCAGCGACCAUGAACUAUUUGCUAUGUUCAUCGCGGCCAUCGUACACGAUUUCGAACACACAGGAACAUCGAAUAAUUUCCAUAUACAAUCGAGGUCGGACGUGGCCUUAAUUUACAACGAUCGUGCAGUUUUGGAAAACCAUCAUGUGAGUGCGGCGUUUCGACUGAUGCGUAUCGACGACUACAAUAUCCUUUCGGAAUUUUCUGCCGAUGAGUAUAAAAACUUUCGUCAUUUGGUCAUCGAAAUGGUUCUUGCCACAGAUAUGAGUUCACAUUUUGCUCAAUUGAAAACAAUGAAGAGUCUUCUGAGCAUGCCGGAAAAUAUCGAAAAAUCCAAAGCAUUGGCAUUAGUAUUGCACAGUGCGGAUAUCAGCCAUCCGGGAAAACCGUGGAGCAUUCAUUAUUCAUGGACGGAGUCAUUAAUGGAAGAAUACUUCAAACAAGGCGAAAAAGAGAAAGAACUUGGUUUACCCUGCUCACCAUUAUGCGACCGCGAUAAUACACUUGUUGCUGAGUCUCAAAUUGGUUUUAUUCAAUACAUCGUAGAGCCCUCGUUCGUUGUUAUGGGUGAUAUGCUUGAGAAAAUUUUGAAAUCAUUAUCUGUUCCCGAUUCUGAACUUCCAUCACCAUCCAUACCAGCGAAAAGCGUUAGUUCGUCACCCUCACCGCCACCAUCACCAAGGUCACUGAAUGACUCUAGUACUCAUCAAGAUGAACAACUAGAAAAUGGACGUGAGAGAAAGCCAUCUUCAAUGACAACACCCAUAUCUCGGCUAACUGUUGUUCGACGGCCUUGGACAGAAUAUUUGAAGGAAAAUCGUGAACGAUGGAUACGAGAAGCAGAAUUCUAUAUUGUUGAAUCAGGUGCUUCGAGUGCUGAUGCUAUCAAAAUCAUCGAUGAUAAGCGUGAACGAACUAGUCGACGGUUGAUAUUUACUAAAUCAAAUCGACGAAAGAAGAAAUUUGGUUGGAAUACUCUUCCGUUUAUACAAUCACUUGAAGCCAUCAUGUUAACGGAAUAUCAUUUGAGAAGACGAGCAAAGAUUAGACAAGAAAAGCCACCGUCUCUAUGGGAUUUCAUCCAAGAAAUUUACAAAUCCAUGCAGUUACUCUUUGAAUUAAUGGUCUCUUUUCCUAUGUACAUAUUAGGAAAACUUGGAAUAACGAAUAUCUUAUCCACUUUACUCGCUACGAAUAGUAUAUUCGGUCCAGCAAUGGUUGCUCUCUCGGUGGUGACAGUAUCUGCUUCUGUAGGUGUUGGAUUAGGCGUUGGCCUUGGUGUUGGAUUAACGUGUGCAAAGGAUGCUGUCAUGAAUACGACUAUGAAUGGAACAAAUACAACAAAUGCAACAAAUGCAACUGCUGUGCGAGAGUUAGACUUUUACGAUUACUCUUAG
This is a messenger RNA of Adineta ricciae, 1833 nucleotides long. The record is from the annotation of a GenBank genome assembly. Lineage: Eukaryota; Metazoa; Rotifera; Eurotatoria; Adinetida; Adinetidae.